Messenger RNA from Ilex paraguariensis (yerba mate), 324 nucleotides. The record is from the annotation of a GenBank genome assembly. Lineage: Eukaryota; Viridiplantae; Streptophyta; Magnoliopsida; Aquifoliales; Aquifoliaceae.
AUGCACACAGCUAAGUGGCCAACCCUCAGCCUAAAGACACAGUUGGUGUUGGAUGCAAUAAAAGCGUCCAUUGACGGAGGUUUGGUGGCUGUUGAGGCUAAGGUUUCACAACCUGAGGUUUUAAGGCGUGUUUGGGAAUACGUGAUGGUCAAUCAACUUGAGGUUUUUCUCUUUGUUUCCAUUAAGAAUGCUCUUUCAGAUCCACUGAAUGCGAUGGUGAUAGUAUGUGAUGCAAAGCUUCAAGAGCUUUUUGGAUGUGAAAGCAUUUCUGCAUUAGGAAUACCUGAGAUGUUGGCUCGCCACCAUCUAUAUAGGAGAUCAUGA